Messenger RNA from Eupeodes corollae, 1216 nucleotides. RefSeq names its product retinol dehydrogenase 14. The coding region runs from base 183 to 1052 and encodes 289 amino acids. NCBI's taxonomy places the organism in Eukaryota, Metazoa, Arthropoda, Insecta, Diptera, Syrphidae. The transcript is spliced from 3 exons. The record is from RefSeq and is a predicted model, not a curated record.
CAUUUUGUGUGAGUAGUAAUAGCAUUAAAUAUGUAACUGAGUGCAGGUUAUUGUGCUAUUAACACAAAUUUAUAGUGACGUGUAGUUUCAUCAAACGGGAUUUUAGAAAUUUCGGCUAGUACCUGUUUCCGAAUAGUGAAAGUGGUGUAACUGUAAAUAAUAUACAAAAGUGCAUUCAAAAUAUGGAGAUGCAAGGUAAAACUGUCCUAAUUACUGGAGCCAAUAGUGGCAUCGGUAAGGAAACUGCACGGGAAUUGGCGAAAAAAGGUGCAAGAGUAAUCAUGGCAUGCAGAAAUCAGGAAACUGCUAAAGCAGCCAAAGAGGAAAUUGAAAAGGAAACAGGAAACAAAAACUUGAUCCUUAAGAAGCUGGAUCUUGGCUCUCAAAAGUCAGUUCGUGAAUUUGCAGCCGAUAUUUUGAAGACUGAGAAGAAAAUCGAUGUUCUAAUUCAUAAUGCCGGUAUGGCUCUGGCAUUCCGAGGUGCAACAAGUGAAGACGGCAUCGAACUAACAAUGGCUACAAAUCACUACGGUCCAUUCCUGUUGACACAUUUGCUUAUUGAUCUCCUAAAGAGAAGUUCUCCAAGUCGAAUUGUCAUUGUAGCUUCGGAGUUAUACAAACUAGCUUCGGUGAAUGUGGACAAAUUAAAUCCAAUUGGAACAUUCCCAGCUGCGUACUUGUACUAUGUUUCCAAAUAUGCUAACAUAUACUUUGCCAGGGAAUUGGCCAAACGUCUGGAAGGCACCAAUGUGACUGUUAAUUUCUUGCAUCCCGGCAUGAUUGAUUCUGGAAUUUGGAGAAACGUGCCCUUCCCAUUGAAUUAUCCAAUGAUGGGAAUAACUAAAUUGUUUUUCAAGACACCCGAACAGGGCGCUUUGACUACAAUUUACCUUGCAUCAUCGGAUGAAGUUGCCAAUGUAUCGGGAAAAUACUUUAUGGAUUGUAAGCAAUACGAACUAAAUGCAGCUGCAAUGGAUAUGGACAAAGCAAAGAAAAUCUGGGAGGAAUCAGCUAAAAUUGUAAAACUCACUGCUAGCGAUCCUAAGAUCUAAGGACAUUGAAUUCCCAUUCCGUGUUAGUGCGUUAAGAAGGUUAAUUAUCUACGAUUAGUAUGUAAUAUUUGAAAUUGAUGUUAAAUGCUUUAAGGGAAAGUUGAAUAAGCAUGUGUUUUAUAUUUUUUAAAUAAAAAUCUAUUAUGUAUAGUUGAAAAGGUUAA